Molecule: messenger RNA, 1074 nt
Organism: Colletotrichum chrysophilum
Lineage: Eukaryota; Fungi; Ascomycota; Sordariomycetes; Glomerellales; Glomerellaceae
Exons: 5
Coding region: 1-1074 (357 amino acids)
Source: RefSeq, a predicted model, not a curated record
AUGAGUUCACCGCCAUGGACAUACAACACCCCGCCGGGGACGGAUACUGAUGGACCCAAGAUUGCGACUAUUGCAAUUGUGUUCACGGCCUUGUCGUUGGUCAUUAUGGCCUUGCGGCUGUAUGUCCGCAUGGUGAUGCUGAAGGCAACUGGGUCCGAAACAAAAUGGGGCCUUGGCCUGAAGAAGUUGACCGACAUGCCGGAAGAGAAUCUCUAUGAGUUCGGCCUUCUGCAAUACGCCGGUGCUCCAUUCUACAUCUCGAGCAUUCUUGGAUUCAAGCUCAGCUUGCUUCUAUCAUAUCUGCGUUUUAUCCCCAAGGGAAUCUACAGAUGGAGCACAUUUGCGACCAUCGGUCUCUGCAUUGCCUACCAUAUUGCUUUCUUGGUUGUUCAGAUCAACCUGUGCACACCGAUUGCUAAGCAGUGGGAUCCAACAAUUACCAACGGCUCUUGUAUCCCCGGUGUCCCCUUCUACACCAGCAUGGCUGCCCUGACAAUUGUCUUUGAUAUCGUCGUCAUGUUCCUACCAUUCCCCGUUCUCGCAACCUCGAAGAUCCAAAAGCGCAAGAAGUUCGUACUGCUCGGCCUCUUCGGCCUCGGCGCCUUCAUCACCGUCAUCCAAAUCAUCCGCAUCCAGACCGUCCAUUCUCUCGCCAACUACCUCGACUCUGCCCCCCUUAUCAUGUGGUCCACCGUCGAGAACAACUUGGGAAUAAUCGUCACCUGCGUGCCCACCCUCGCGCCGCUGGUCAAGUACUUCAACGAGAAGAGCAGGUCAGGGAGCAGGAGUAACAAGUACGGAGGCGCAAGCGGCUACGGACGCAGCGCCGCGACUGGCAACGGCAACGUGGGAAGCAGAUACGCGCUGCAGAGCUGGAGGCCGGGGAUGAGCGGCAUGCAGCCCCUGAGCAGCGGCAUCGACCGCAACGAGACGGAGGUCGGCAUCGAGGGCGGCUCAAGAAGGGGGAAGAGCUCCGAUGAUGGGAGCACGGAUUAUCACUUGGAUGCCCCGGUUAUCGUCAAGAAGACGGAGUUCGUGGUGACGAGCAAUCCGAGGGAACCUGAGCAGGUUUGA